Molecule: messenger RNA, 933 nt
Organism: Salvia miltiorrhiza (redroot sage)
Lineage: Eukaryota; Viridiplantae; Streptophyta; Magnoliopsida; Lamiales; Lamiaceae
Exons: 4
Coding region: 244-744 (166 amino acids)
Molecular function (GO): zinc ion binding
Source: RefSeq, a predicted model, not a curated record
AAACACAUUUCUAGAUUUUAUUUAUUUUUUAAAAAAUAAAACCCAUUUCUAGAAUUGUCCAAGUAAAAAACGUGUGCAAAAUAUGAAAUCGCAAAACAAAGCCAUCCACGCGCCUUUGCCAGCAAACUAAGCCUCAACUAGCAAAGAGAGAGAAACUCGGUAGCAGCGAGCGAGCAAAGAACACGCACAAAUCACGCAGUGAGUGUGAGAAAAACCGUAGAUUCCAGCUGAUCGAAGGCAGAAAUGGUGAACCACAUGUUGAUGAUAUGCGCUGAUCUCGAGAAUCUCGCCGAUAUUCAGCCUCAAGGAGGUUGUGACGAUCCUAACUUCACAUACCUUUUCAAGCUGAAAUGCGGGAAUUGUGGAGAGGUAACUCAGAAAGAGACAUGCCUCAGCUUGAACGAGACAACUCCUUCCGCGAAAGGCAAGAGCGAUGUUCAUCUUUCUCAGAAGUGCAAGUUUUGUUCGAGGGAUGGAACGAUAAAUAUGAUUACUGGCCGAGGCCGUCCUCUUACUCAGGCAGACGCUGAAACUGGGACUUAUGCACCUCUAAUGUUGUUUGACUGCCGAGGUUAUGAGCCUGUGGAUUUUGUAUUUGCUGGUGGGUGGAAGGCCGAAUCAAUUGAAGGAACCAAAUUUACUGACAUUGAUCUGUCGGGAGGGGAUUACGCUGAUUAUGACGAGAAGGGAGAAUGUCCGGUGAUGAUCUCCAACGUUCGUGCUAAAUUCGACGUGGUGAAGUAGGUCUCGAAUUUUAGCUUCUCUUACAUAAAGAAAGAGAUGUCACAGAUAAGUGCUUCUUUUCUCACUUUGAUGUAAAUCAACUCUAGCAAAACUGCUGAUCUUACCCGAAUCCAUUGUUUUUGGUGUAGCAAGGUUAUGCAUAAUUAUCUAUCUUUGAUAUAAAAAUUCAGAGACUCGGAUUAAAUUAAA